This is a messenger RNA of Haliotis rufescens (red abalone), 708 nucleotides long. Its product is annotated as guanine nucleotide-binding protein subunit gamma 4-like. NCBI's taxonomy places the organism in Eukaryota, Metazoa, Mollusca, Gastropoda, Lepetellida, Haliotidae. The coding region runs from base 1 to 708 and encodes 235 amino acids. The transcript has a single exon. The record is from RefSeq and is a predicted model, not a curated record.
AUGACACAGAUCGACACUGGCAUCCCCAGCUGUAGGGGAUGUAUGACACAGAUCGACACUGGCAUCCCCAGCUGUAGGGGAUGUACGACAAAGAUCGAUACUGGCAGCCCCAUCUGUAGUGGAUGUACGACAAAGAUCGAUACCGGCAUCCCCAGCUGUAGGGGAUGUAUGACACAGAUCGAUACUGGCUUCCCCAGCUGUAAGGGAUGUACGACACAGAUCGAUACCGGCAUCCCCAGCUGUAGGGGAUGUAUGACACAGAUUGAUAAUGGCAUCCCGCGCUGUAGGGGAUGUACGACACAGAUCGAUACUGGCAGCCCAAUCUGUAGGGGAUGUAAGACAAAGAUCUAUACCGGCAUCCCCAGCUGUAGGGGAUGUAUGACACAGAUCGAUACUGGCUUCCCAAGCUGUAAGGGAUGUACGACACACAUCGAUACUUGCAUCCCCAGCUGCAGGGGAUGUACGACAAAGAUCGAUACUGGCAUCCCCAGCUGUAGGGGAUGUACGACAAAGAUCGAUACUGGCAUCCCCAGCUGUAGGGGAUGUAUGACACAGAUCGAUACUGGCUUCCCCAGCUGUAAGGGAUGUACGACACAGAUCGAUACCGGCAUCCCCAGCUGUAGGGGAUGUAUGACACAGAUUGAUACUGGCUUUCCCAGCUGUAAAAGGAUGUACGACACAGAUCGAUACUGGCAUCCCCAGCUGUAG